AUGUUGUCUCUCAAGGUUGCAUUCUUCGCCGCUUUGGCUGAAGCCUUGGUCCUACCUAAAGGCCUUUCGUCCAUCUCGUUGGAAGGAUGCCUUAAGAAAUUACCCCAUGGCCAGUCACCUGGUAGCGUUGCCAAUGUGACAAUUACAAGCGGCGGGCUGUUGAGGUACUAUCUCAUCUCGAUUCCACCAACGUACCAUAAUGAGGUCCCUACUCCGGCGAUCCUGUCUUACCACGGAGGCGAAAGAACCGCAGAAAGCCAACUGGAAUUAGACGAAUUAACUAGUCCCCAGUUCAAUGCGAAUUCUUUUGUCAUUUAUCCCCAGGGCAUUAAUGAUUUUUGGCAAGGCGUUCCGAAUGUUACCGUAAACGACAUCCAAUUCACCGCAGAUAUCCUCGACCAUGUUCAAGAGCAGUAUUGCAUUGAUCCUACCCGAAUCUUUGCCACCGGAAAGUCGGAUGGCGCCGGAUUCUGCAAUGUUCUGGCUUGCGACAAGACAAUGUCCAGCCGGAUUGCAGCAUUUGCCCCCGUAUCUGGUGCUUUUUAUGUCAAUACAUCGUCCUGUGCAGCCGACACCGUGCAGAUCCCAUGUAGCCCUAGCCGUCAUGACAUUCCAUUCCUCGAGUUUCACGGUGGCAACGACACUACAAUUCAUUACCAGGGCGGUCCGCGCAAGCAGGAAUGUCUUCCAUCAAUCCCGCAUUUCAUCCAACAAUGGGCCGCACGAGACGGGCUGAGCCUCCGCAAUGUUACCACACCAAUCUCGUCCAAUACUGUAUCCUACAAAUACGGAUCAGGGGUCAACUUUGGACUGGUUGAACAUGUUUACGACGCCGUAAUUGGGCAUGAUUGGCCAAGUACGGCGCCAAAUACCGAUAACCAGGUGUCUGGCCACCACAUUGCUAGCUUCAAUGCUACACCGAUCAUUUUGGAGUUCUUUAAGCAGCACCCUUUGAGCGUGUGGGAUCUCCUUGCAGAAAUUUAA
Trichoderma aggressivum f. europaeum is the source of this 984-nucleotide messenger RNA. RefSeq lists its product as uncharacterized. Bases 1 to 984 code for a protein of 327 amino acids. Gene Ontology annotation, molecular function: feruloyl esterase activity. The transcript is spliced from 2 exons. Lineage: Eukaryota; Fungi; Ascomycota; Sordariomycetes; Hypocreales; Hypocreaceae. The record is from RefSeq and is a predicted model, not a curated record.